Molecule: messenger RNA, 2477 nt
Organism: Pseudoliparis swirei
Lineage: Eukaryota; Metazoa; Chordata; Actinopteri; Perciformes; Liparidae
Product: importin subunit alpha-1-like
Exons: 10
Coding region: 680-2254 (524 amino acids)
Biological process (GO): NLS-bearing protein import into nucleus
Cellular component (GO): cytoplasm; nucleus
Molecular function (GO): protein binding; nuclear import signal receptor activity
Source: RefSeq, a predicted model, not a curated record
AACGAAUGCAGGGCUCUCAAGUCUCACGCAUUGAGCGUGAGACUCACGCAUUUCGGUCUUAUCUCACGCACUCCCGCCACACAUCGAAUUCCUCACGCUGAAAAAACCUCUCGGCUAUUUAAUGCUUGAAUGCAGGGAUGCUCAAUACGCCGAUCGAUUGUUCCGCUGCAGAGCUCCGACGCCGGUCUGCGAGCAUUGGGAUGGAGCAAAAAAAUAGUCACUAGCACCCCCCCCCCCCCUGUCAACAACUCUUUUCGGCUCGAUGCCGGCGCGCGCAACGGUCAGCUGUAUCGGGUGCUGAUGGAAAUCUCACGCUUGCCUGUCUUCAAAACAUGAGAGCCCUGCGAAUGUAUGGUAGCAUUAGUAGUUAAUGUUAUUGUUUCCGAUUUUAUACCGUGCCUCUUCUGAAGACUAGCGGGGUUGUGAGUGUUUAACGUUACCAGAGAGGCUCCGUGUGCGACGCGCCACAUGGCGUUAGAUAACCGGCCUGGCCUCUAGACGAGCAGCCGGUGGACCGCUAGCGUUAGCUCGCGCUGAUUCACCGCCCAGCUAGCGCGCUAACAGGGGAAGGCAGCCGCUGUUUUUGUACGGUCAAUUUGUAACGUUACAUUAUUAUCUUUAAACAGGAAUUGUCUUCAACCAUUCUGCUGGAAUCGAUUGUCUUGUUUAACGGUCAGGAAUGUCAGCGGUUAACGACAGCGGAGAUCGUCUCCCCCAGUUCAAGAACAAGGGGAAAGACGCCAACGAGCUGAGACGAAGAAGAGCGGAAGUCAAUGUGGAGUUACGAAAAGCAAAGAAGGAUGAUCAGAUCCUGAAGAGGAGAAACGUCCAGACUCUUCUGGACGACCCGACCUCUCCUCUGCAAGAACCCAACGCACAGCCUCCCCAGCCCUGGUCUUUGGAGGAGAUUGUAGGAGGAGUAAACAGCCAGAUUAUAGAGUACCAGCUGGAGGCCACGCAGGCAGCCAGGAGACUCCUCUCCAGAGAGAAGCAUCCACCUAUUGACCACAUCAUUGCUGCCAGCCUCAUCCCGAAGUUUGUUAGCUUUCUUGCUCUAUCUGAAUGCCCCCCCAUCCAAUUUGAGGCGGCUUGGGCCCUGACCAACAUCGCCUCGGGCACCUCAGACCAGACCACUGCUGUAGUGGACUGUGGGGCCAUCCCAGCCUUCAUCAGUCUGGUGGGAUCACCCCACACGCACAUCAGCGAGCAGGCCAUUUGGGCCCUUGGUAACAUCGCAGGUGAUGGAUCCAACUACAGAGACCUAGUGAUCAUACACGGGGGUCUCCAGCCACUCCUAGCCCUGAUGACAGUUCCUGACCUGUCUAUGUAUCCUUUUGGCUACCUGCGCAAUGUCACCUGGACGCUGUCCAACCUGUGUCGCAACAAGAACCCCGCCCCUCCUAUAAAGGCGGUGCAGGAGAUGCUUCCAGCCCUGGUGCGCCUCCUGCACCACGACGACCAGGAGAUUCUGGCCGACACCUGUUGGGCCGUGUCCUACCUGACCGACGGCUGCAAUGAGAGGAUAGAGGUGGUGGUGCAGGCUGGCCUGGUGCCCCGCCUCGUGCAGCUGCUCGGCUGUGGGGAGCUCUCCAUUGUGACUCCAACCCUUCGGUCAAUUGGCAACAUUGUGACUGGGACAGAUGAGCAGACACAAUAUGUACUGAAUGCCGACGCUCUGGUGAUGUUCCCCAGCCUGCUGCGUCACCAUAAGGCCAACAUCCAGAAGGAGGCAGCCUGGACGGUGUCCAAUAUCACUGCUGGCAAAAACACCCAGAUUCAGGAGGUGGUCAAUGCUGGACUGAUACCCAUGCUGGUGGAGAUCCUCCAACAGGGUGACUAUAAGUCUCAGAGGGAGGCUGUGUGGGCUGUCACCAAUUAUACCAGUGGAGGAACGGUAGAGCAAGUGGCCUACCUGGUCCAUUGCAAUGUGCUGGAGCCUCUGCUCAACCUGCUGACAGCCAAUGACAGCAAAGUUACCCUGGUCAUCCUGGAGGCCAUCUACAAUAUGUUACAGAUGGCAAGAAAAACUGGAGAGAUUGAAAAUCUCUGCCAAAUGAUUGAGGAGGUGGGAGGUUUGGACAAGAUUGAGGCACUUCAGGCCCACGACAAUGAAUCUGUCUACAAAUCCUCUCUCAACAUCAUAGAAAGAUUCUUCUCUGACGGGAAUGAAAAUGACGAGUCUGUGGUUCCUGAAGCUACUGCAGAUGGCUAUACCUUCCAGAUGGCCAAUGACCAAAGCACUUUCCAGUUUUAACAUACUCGGCCGUCUCUUUGUACCUUGUUGAUAUUUUUGUAUUUUUUUUUUUUAGACAUUUCAUCCUUGUAUGUGACAGUACAAGGACUAAAUCUCCCAGUUUCAAAACAAGAUUUGUAAAUAAAUGGUAUUCAUGCACAAGUUACUUUUCUGUAUGGAUUUCUGUUUCAGAAAUAAACAGCCUCUGUACAGGGUCAAGCACCUAAUGUAUAUGUUGAAAAUA